GUACUACAGUGCCCUAUUCUGUCACACACACACACACACACACACACACUAAAAACAGAGCUCCGUUUUUGAACGCGCGAACAACUUCCAUAGACGAACACUCCCAACACCACACUAUUUUUCUUUCUCUAUUCUUUCUUUUCUUUUAAAUUUUCCCUUUGCAUUCUCACCCAAAAUCUUACAAAUGCUUGCUUACUUGGAAAUUUAUGAGGAUGAAGGAGGAGAGGGUGUUGAUAAUUUGAUGCAACAGAGUCAUUGAGAUUUGCGCCUUUGAAGAAGAUCUUCAGCGAAUCAGUAUGAAUUAAAAGCAAAGGCGGCUGAAAUUUAUGAUGGGGUUUUUCAAUUACAGAGAGAAGAAGAAGAGAAGAUGUCUCUUUCUCUUUCUUUAUCUGUAAUGCUGCUGCUGCUACUACUACUCGCCUACUACUACUAGUUCUUCGUCAGCAAUGUCAUCAUAAUGCCUCGAAGUUAAUGGAUGGACUCGAUACCCGAGGCAUUGGUCUAAAUCGAGCAUUUCUCUCGGGCUAAAUGUUUAUUAUGCUUAUGUUUCUCAGGUAGUAACGUGCUAUUGACGGACGAAAUCUCUGAAAAUCCGCCGUUUCUGGUACAGGCUUAAGCCUCUUUCAGUGAUUUUGCUUCGAGCCAGUCAUUGCUCUACUGGGUAAGUCCCAUAACUCGUCUACCUGCAGAAGGAGGAGUUGGAUGGCGUGAACAAAGUUUACAGAGGAAAACAGAGGAGUCGUUUGUCUGUGUUAUUCUGCACUGUUUAACUUUUGAUAUUGUCAUCGAAGAUGAAGUUCAUGAAGUUGGGAUCAAAACCAGACGCCUUUCUAGCUGAUGGAAAAACUACUCGGUAUGUUUCAUCUGAACUGCCAACGGACGUUACCAUUUUUGUGGGUGAAGUAAAGUUUCUUGUUCAUAAGUUUCCUCUGUUGUCCAAGAGCAAUUGCUUACAGAAACUAGUAUCGAAAGCCAAUGAGGAGAAUUCCGAAGAAAUUCAUCUGAUUGAUUUUCCUGGUGGCCCUAAGGCAUUUGAAAUCUGUGCAAAGUUUUGCUAUGGAAUGACUGUUACUCUUAAUGCCUAUAAUGUAGUGGCUGCUCGCUGUGCAGCUGAAUUCCUUGAAAUGACAGAGGACAUUGAAAGAGGAAAUCUUGUAUUUAAGAUUGAAGUGUUCCUAAACUCUAGCAUCUUCCGUAGUUGGAAAGAUUCCAUCAUUGUGCUCCAAACUGCCAAAUCUCUUCUUCCUUGGUCUGAAGAUCUGAAGAUUGUUGGAAGAUGUAUUGAUUCAAUUGCCUCAAAAACUUCCGUAGACCCUGCGAAUAUCACAUGGUCUUACACAUAUAACAGGAAACUAGCAGAAGUGGAUAGAAUUGUAGAAGAUGGAAUCAAGUACCAAAAGAAAAUUGAUUGUGUACCAAACGACUGGUGGGUUGAAGAUGUUUGUGAACUAGAGAUUGAUCUGUAUAGACGUGUUAUGAUUGCUGUGAAAUCGAAGGGCAGAAUGGAUGGUUCUGUCAUUGGGGAGGCACUUAAAACUUAUGCUGUUAGAUGGUUACCAGACACCGUCAAUGCUUUGGCCUCUGAUGCUCAUAUUAAGAGGAACAGGUCCCUCAUUGAAACAAUCAUUUGCUUGUUGCCAUCUGACAGAAACAUAGGUUGCUCAUGCAGUUUCUUGCUCAAACUCAUGAAGGUUGCCAUUUUGGUUGGAGCUGAUGAUGCAUUGAGGGAGGAUUUGGUUAAGAGAAUUGGGUUGAAGCUACACGAGGCUUCGGUCAAAGAUUUAUUGAUUCUUGCACAAUCUCCUCAAGUUACAAGAUAUGAUGUUGAAUUGGUUUAUAGGAUUGUGAAUCAGUAUUUUGUUCAUCAAAAGUUUAACCGAAAUACUGAUGUUAUCGAGAGGAGCGAGAAAGGGGCUGAAAAUCUUUUACUGGGACAUGGCUCCUCAUUGAAUGUAGCUAAAUUGAUUGACGAGUAUCUCGCUGAAAUUGCAGACGACCCAAAUCUCUCACUUGCUAGUUUCAUCGACUUGUCACAGUCGAUUCCUGAAUUUGCAAGGCCAAUACAUGAUAGAUUAUAUAAAGCAAUUGACAUUUAUCUUAAGGUUCACCCAAGUUUGUCGAAAGUUGAUAAGAGAAAGAUAUGUAGUCUGAUUGAUGUCAAGAAACUAACAACGGAGGCGUCGAUGCACGCAGCGCAGAAUGAACGACUCCCACUUAGAGUUGUAGUUCAAGUUCUCUUCUUCGAACAGGUUAGAGCCUCCGUUAGCGUCGAAGCACAAAACUCUCGAGACUCUUCAAGUGUAAUGACAAGCAUAGAUGAAGAAUGCCCGAAGGAGUUGGACAGCUGCAAGUCCCUCAAACACAAUAUGGGGCACAUGAAGAUAAGUGAAGACAUUCAGAAAACGAAGAAGUUAGCUAAGAAGAGCAGCAAGAACAGUAGAAGUGGUAUGCAACUGUUGCCGUCAAGGUCCAGGAGAAUUUUUGAUAAGUUAUGGAUCAUGGGUAAAGGGCACGGGGAGAGUCGGAGUCCCGAAACGUCGGGGAGUUCUCAGAGUCCAACUUCAGUGGUUCCAGGAGAUAUGAAAUCUUCUGGUUCAUACACAAGACAGAGGAGGCACUCAAUAUCCUAGAUUAUGGAUAAAGCUGUAGCAGCCAAAGUGUAGAAAGUGGUAGGAUGUUAUAUUGUAAUGAUUUUCGAAACAAUUUCUUUCCUGAGAAAGAAAGAAAGAAAAGAAAAAAAAGAAAGAGGAAGACAAGAUGUUUAAAUGCGAUCUGUAGAAACUGUUAGAUCAUUGUACUUGCGCUUAAUAUAAAAAAUCUAUCUUCAUUCAAA
Messenger RNA from Cucumis melo (muskmelon), 2833 nucleotides. Its product is annotated as BTB/POZ domain-containing protein NPY1. The transcript has 5 exons. NCBI's taxonomy places the organism in Eukaryota, Viridiplantae, Streptophyta, Magnoliopsida, Cucurbitales, Cucurbitaceae. The record is from RefSeq and is a predicted model, not a curated record. Gene Ontology annotation, molecular function: protein binding. Bases 792 to 2630 code for a protein of 612 amino acids.